This is a messenger RNA of Colius striatus (speckled mousebird), 2639 nucleotides long. It is a transcript of the gene CD5, whose product is annotated as CD5 molecule. Lineage: Eukaryota; Metazoa; Chordata; Aves; Coliiformes; Coliidae. Gene Ontology annotation, cellular component: plasma membrane. The transcript is spliced from 10 exons. The record is from RefSeq and is a predicted model, not a curated record. Gene Ontology annotation, biological process: T cell costimulation. Bases 65 to 1492 code for a protein of 475 amino acids.
CACAGGCGGGCACAGGCAGCCCUGGCCCUGGCACCCUCCCGCUCAGGAGCCCGUGGCCGUGCCCAUGGCAGCCCCGUGGCCCACCCUGAGCCUGCUGCUCUUGCUGGGGACGUGGGCCAUCCCUGGGCAGGGAGGAGUUGCCUGGAGUCCUGGAGAGCCCCCCGUGCAGCUGAGCGGCGGCGGCUGCCGCUGUGCCGGGAGGCUGGAGGUGAGGUGGGAGGGCAGCUGGAACCGCGUGUGCCGGGACAUCCUGAGCAAGGUGGGCACGAGGGACAUCUGCCAGCAGCUGGGCUGUGGCCCCCCCGUCGCUGAGCCCCACCAGCUCGUCCUGGUUGGCACAAAGGAGCCGGAGGUGCGGGCGCUGCGGUGCCCGGCGCGGGUGGGCACCCUGGCGAGCUGCCCCUGGGUGCUGGGAAACUGCACAGAGCACGUUGUCCUGGCCUGCAGAGAGCCGGAGAAACCCAGCCCUGAGCCCACAGCCAUGGCCCCAGUCACCACCCCGGAGCCCACCGGACCUGCCAGGCUGCGGCUGGUGGACGGGGACUUUGGCUGCUCGGGCUUUGUGGAGCUGUACAAGGAGGGGCUGUGGGGGUCCGUGGCCAGCAGCCCGGGGCUGGGCACCCGCGUGUGCCGGGCUCUGCGCUGUGGCGCUGCCUUGGCCGGCGGCAGCUCCGCCGAGCCCGAGCGCCACAGCCACUUGCCGGUGCGCUGGGAGGUGACGGAGCCCUGCGAGAGCCAUCUGCUCACCGACUGCUUCAACAGGAGCAGCACCCGGCGGGGGAAAGCGCCCGCCUUCAUCAUCUGCUCCGGCUCGCAGCCCCAGGCCCUGAGGAGGCUGGCAGACGGCCCCACGCCGUGUGAAGGGCACAUCGAGGUGUUUGAGGCGGGGAAGUGGCAGGUGCUGUGUGACCGUGGCACAGAGCGGGCACGGCGGGGCCAGGAGCUCUGCCACGAGCUGGGCUGUGGCAACCUGUCCUCCAGCACCAGGCUGCAGGAUCCCCCUGCCCUGGGGGUCACCUGUGAGCUCCCCACGCUGCACCUCUGCCCUGGCAGCUUCGGGGCUCCCCGGUCCUGCUCCCGCACCAGAGUUGUGUGCCAGGACUCGAAGCCUCAUCCCGUUGGCACAGCAGCGGGCACCAUCGCCAGCAUCUGCCUGGCACUGCUCCUCCUCGGCGUCCUCCUGCUCAUCUGUGGCCCUCCUGCCUACAGGAGGCUCAGCAAGAGAAUCUCCAAGAAGAAGCAGCGUCAGUGGAUCGGCCCCACGGGACUCAACCAGACGGUGUCGUUCCAGCGCAGCAGCACCGUGGCAGCGCGGCCGCCCCGGGCAGAGCCCCAGCGCCUGCAGGGAGGGGACAACGACUACUCCCAGCCCCCCCUGAAGAGCUCCCAGCUCUCUGCUUACCCAGCCCUGGAAGGCGCCUGCAGAGCCUCCAACCCCGUGGACAACUCCUCAGACAGCGACUACGACCUGCACUGUGCCCACAGAGUGUGAGCCCCAGCCCCAGCCAGCCUCUGCCCUCCUUGGCCACCCCCUCCCAGCUGCUGGAUGAGCAGCUCUUCUGGCAUCUUGGGGCAUCUUUCCCCUCAGCCACCUCCCCAGCUGGGGCUGCAGCCCUGCUCAGGGCCAUUCUGACCCCUCCACAUCCCAGCCUGGGGGGGAGGGUUGAGCAGCAUCAUCUCCAAAGGCCUCUUCUACCCCAAACACUUCUGGGGUUGUACAGAAUGAGCUGAGGGAAGAGCUGACACAUCCUUGAGCUGCUCCCCUGGGAAGGGGAUCUCCCUGAGGGCAUCCCCCAUCCCUCUCAGGGCAUCCUCCAUCCCUCUCAGGGGUUCCUACACCCCCUGAGUACCCCCAUGCCCCCAAGAGCAUCUCCCAUCCCUCUGAGGGGGUCCUACACCCCCUGAGAGCAUCCCCCUUCCCUCUGAGGGGAUCCCCCAUCCCUCUGAGGGGAUCUUAGACCCCCUGAGAGCACCUCCCAUCCGUCUGAAGGGGUCCUACACCCCCUGAGAGCAUCCCCCAUGCCCCUAAGAGUAUCCUCCAUCCCUCUGAGGGCAUCCCCCAUCCCUCUCAGGGGGUCCCACAGUCCCUGAGGGCAUCCCCCAUGCCCCCAACAGCAUCCCCCAUCCCUCUGAGAGCAUCCCUCACCUCCCCCCUGAGUGUGAUGGGAGCUUUGAGAGCUCAGAUCCCCCCAAAUCCUGCCUGACAGAGCCAAACAGACCCAUACUCCUGUGUCCCAGCUCAUUGCAGGCACUUGUGGCUCAGCCCCAACCUGUCCCAGCACCUUGCUGAGAGGCUCCUCUUCCUUUUGAGGGGGAGCACAAGGCAGAGGGAGGGUCUUUCUGGAAGCUGUACAAACCUAAGAGCUCUCACACCCCCAGCAAGUGCAGCAGCCUCACUCCCAGCCCUCCCAGGGGCCUCUGACACCUUUCUCCAGGGGGAUAACCACGGUUCUGCCCCCAGGCUGGCAGCAGGGCUGGGCAGGAGCUGCUGUGGCAGCUGGGUGCUGAGGCUGGGAGCUCCCCAGGGCUGCUCCAAGGUGGGAGCAAAGCCUGGGCAGAGGGAGGAUGGGCACCCUGAGAGGGCCUUGGGCUGUUUAACAAGCAACAACUGUUGGAAUAAAAGUGGCUGUGGGGUUGGG